Oryzias latipes (Japanese medaka) is the source of this 3254-nucleotide messenger RNA. RefSeq lists its product as uncharacterized. The record is from RefSeq and is a predicted model, not a curated record. NCBI's taxonomy places the organism in Eukaryota, Metazoa, Chordata, Actinopteri, Beloniformes, Adrianichthyidae.
AUAUGAAAAGACGCUUUUCUCCGAGUAAGGUUAUUCACGCUGAAGGUCGAAAAGUCACAGUAAGUCACAGAGUGUGUUAUUUAGGUGUCGCCGGCAACAUCUCUGGUUUUGAAAGAUCCAAUCACGUGAUCGGAAUUUAGGCUCAAUCACCAAGUUUCAGGCUUGAUCGAAAUCGGAUGUUGUAUCCCGAUCAGAGAUCAGAUAUUUAUUUUGUUCUCAUUAUUGUGAUUAGCACUAUAUAUUUCAAGCCUAUUAUUUCAAAUGGUAAAUGGCAUUUACUAUACACAGCAAAAUCUGCAGUGUUGAUUUGUGUUGAAUUUUCCAGUGUUAAAUAUUUCGAGUUGAUAAGUGUUGAUCUUAGUGUUGUUUUGAGCACAUCCAGUGUUAAAACAGAAUUUGGGGCGGAGCUUUGUGCUGCAACGGCUGACGGAGUUAUUUCAAAGUCUGUUGGCGGUUUUUUCUCGGAGAGCGGAGGAGGAAAGUCGUCUGCGACAUUCAUUUCAAAAGGUUUCUGUUAACUGCCACUAUGCUGCUAAAGGUCAAAUAUGAAAGUACCAAAAAAUACAUCCGAUUACAGUCAGGAUUUACCUAUGCAGAUGUCAUCUGUGAAGUAAAAAACAAGUUUGGACUUCCGGAUGGAACUGAGCUUCACAUUUUUGACGACUCUGACACAGCAGUGGAGGAAGAUGUUCUUCUUGAACUUAUAGAAAGCAAACCUGACCUGUGUCUGACUGUUUGUGACAGCAUAUCAGACAAACAUUCAUGUCCAUCCACCCUCCCUGAAGAACAGUCAGUCACUUUAAGUGUGACUGACUUCUUUAGAGAGCUAGGAAUUCCCACUGUCAGAGAUGGAACAAGCUGCGAGGUCUUAAGUAAAUCAACCACUGAGAUUUCUGAGUCAGAUGCUGCAAAAGAGAUGGUUGAAAAUGCCUUGCAUGCGAAGCCAGGAGGUGAGGAUGUUCUAGAUGAGUACAAGUCAGAAAAUUCACUAAAGCAUGGGACCCGAAGGAAGCUUGUCAACAUAUUGGUUAGCCAUAUGACUGAGUUACAUGGGAGGAUUCCAUCUCACAAACAGAAAGAGAAGUAUGCCCUUGGAAUCAUAACACUUUUUCCUUCACUGCGGGACCCCUUUUCUCCAAAGGGCUAUGAACAUUUUUAUGAUGCACAAAAGGGCACUGGAUAUUUAGCAUGGCGCCUCAAGACCAUAUCCAGAAAGAAGUAUCAGAGGCCGGUCAAAGUAGCUAAAGAUCUUGAAGCCCAUGGACCAAACCGCAAAAGAUCAGCAGAUGGAGUGCCUCAGCAACUUACUGGAGAUGCCUGCAAAGAGGCAAUAUCAUUUCUUCUCCAUUGUAAUGACGACACAAGUGUUAUGGAAAAGAUGAAGAAGACCUUUAAACACCGCCAGGAACUGAUCCAUGACCCACAAAGAACAGAAGAAGUCUUCAAAGUCUUUCCACGUUUUUUAGAUGUCAAAGGACUUCUUAACCAAGACUUUGUGCUGGUGUUUGGAGCUGAAACUGCCUCGAGGAUGCUUGAAAAGUGGGACACGACAUUUAAGCAAAAGAUCAUUGAGGAGGCCAAACACCUGACACGGACAAAUGAAUUGUUUCAACUUUUGAAAGCUGCUGAAAACUUAACAGAGAAUGAUGAGACCAACUGGGACAGUGAUAUGGCUUCACUGCUGCUCCUUCUUCAUCUGUUGCCACCCACAGCAGGACGAAAGAGGAUUAAAAUAAGCCCCACUGAUGCUGUACCUAAAAUGGUGCACUUUCAUAAGUCAUGUUGCAGCAUUGGUGAACACCUGCAAAAACGUGAAGGCAAGCAACCCUACAUCCUUGCCAUUGGCCAAACCCAGAACAAAAUUGAGACCUUCUACAUCAUUGUGGACAAACAGCUCAUUCCCUGCCAAGCCACUAGUUCACUGGGCGCGUUUGAUGAACUCUUUAAAUCCCACUAUGUUUUCAACUUGUCCUAUGAGGAAUCCCUGGUCCAGCUCUACACUUUUGUUCAAACAACCAUCUUUAACAUUGAUGUCACAACAACAGACGAGUCUCCGAGAGUUCGUGAGUUGCGUGCUAAACUGCUCAACUAGCUUAAAAUAUGUUUAAGUGUUUCAUUUGUCAGGCUGUUCAUGUGACCUGUAAGUCUUUGACAAUCCAUUUAAGACUUGACCAUAGUUUUUAUCCAAGCACCAGGUUUAAGUUGCUUUGUGCACAGGGUUGUUGUAGGCGUCAGUUUUCAACUUAUUCUGGUUUCAAAAAGCAUUUGGAAACUGUUCACAGGGACAAGUUACAGAGUGGUAAUUCAGCAAACUUAGAACCAUUUGAGGCCCCUUCUUUCAAUGACACAACAGAAGUAAAUUCGGCAGAUGAAACUCUGAGGUCAGAGGCUGGAUGUUCUGAGAAUAGUGGAUCAAGUCCUCAAAAGGAGAAUGUUAAAAGUAUCUGCACUUCAAUUAUAGCUAAACUCCAAGGAAGUGGAAUGGCAAACAGUGUUGUUUCAACUAUAAUUAGUGAUAUGCAAGAACUUACAACUGAAAUGCAGUCUCAAAUCAAAGUUGAAGUUUUGUCUGCUUUGCCUCCAGACAACCCAAUAAGACCUUCACUAGAAAAAACCUUUGACAAAUUUGAAAAUCCCUUUUUGAGCUUUAACACAGAAACAAAAAGAGUAAAAUACUUCAAGAACAAAUGGGGGAUAGUUGAGCCUGUAGAAAUAAUGUUAGGUGUUCGAUUUGACAAUCGUAAAAAUAAACAAACAGGCACUUACGAUCAAGUUCCAGUUAAAGAUACAUUUGUUUACAUUCCGAUUUUAGAAACAAUUAAAUUUAUAUGCCGAAAUUCUGAAAUAUGUAAACUUCUCAAACAUCAUCACUUCUCAAAAACUAAUGUACUUGAAGACUUUUGCGAUGGAAGUUAUUUUAAAGCACACCCACUUUUCUCAGAAAAGCCAAAUUCUCUACAAAUUCUGUUGUAUUAUGAUGAUUUCGAAACAGCUAACCCACUUGGUUCAAAACGCACUGUUCAUAAAGUUGGUGCCCUCUAUUUUGUCCUUAGAAAUUUGCCAGCCAAGUUUAAUUCUGCUCUCAUGAACAUUCAUUUGGUUGCACUGUUUCACACAGAUGAUGUUAAGAAAUAUGGCUUUGAUCCUAUUCUGCAGCCUCUGAUUAAUGAUAUCAAAAUAUUGGAACACGAAGGCCUUUACCUUCCAUUCUCCACAGAAAAAGUCCAUGGAACCAUCUGUCAGAUAACUGGGGA